Penicillium vulpinum is the source of this 510-nucleotide messenger RNA. RefSeq lists its product as uncharacterized. Bases 1 to 510 code for a protein of 169 amino acids. Lineage: Eukaryota; Fungi; Ascomycota; Eurotiomycetes; Eurotiales; Aspergillaceae. The record is from RefSeq and is a predicted model, not a curated record. The transcript has a single exon.
AUGGACGGCUGGAAGACCGAAUCAGGCGAAAGUGGGUCUAUCCAGCCAGCUCCGAAGGAUGGGAGCUGGUGUAAAAAGGCAGUGAAGGCGUUCCAGCGGACGGACAGACACAUUGGGCGACUAGCACGCUUCAAGCGGUCACCGUUGAGGAGACGAGCUCCGGCCGCUCGGUCGAUUUACACAACGGAAACGCGGAAGCAAAUCAUAAUAUGCUCCCAGGCCAACUCAAGACAAGAUGACCCAGCUUUAUCACAAGUAGCACUUUGUCACAGUUUCACCUGGGCUACACAAUUAAUAGAAUGGGAGGAUCUGAUUCAUAAACCGCUGUGCCCACCCCAGAACGCGAUCCCUACUACCCUAACGCCAGGGCCAAUCCACAGUUCUUUCCGGAGCAUCACCCGGUUUCAGCGGGCCAAGAUUGCCUCACACUUUCAAUAUAAGCUCCGAUUAGCAUCCAUUGAGCCUUCCACCUUCACAUGCUGCGAGAAGGGCCUUCCACUGGGAGACUGA